Molecule: messenger RNA, 2288 nt
Organism: Electrophorus electricus (electric eel)
Lineage: Eukaryota; Metazoa; Chordata; Actinopteri; Gymnotiformes; Gymnotidae
Source: RefSeq, a predicted model, not a curated record
CCCAAACGCACAUACCACUGUAUGUGGCUGAUGCAUGGAAGUGUUAUCUGUUUUGACAAAUAUUCAAAUUAAUGAGUGCAGCCCCACCAGCACUGCAAACCAAGGUGGACAGAGAGACAGACACAGAGAAAAUGGACAGACGGUGAAAGAGGACAACGAUAAAGAGAACUGGCAGCAUCGAUACCCUCCCUCACUAACGAGUGUAGCGAGAACCCUCAUCCUAGAGAUGGUUCGGUGGUUCCACAGAGACUUAUCUGGCCUGGAUGCUGAGUCCCUUCUGAAGACUCGCGGCGUCCAUGGGAGCUUUCUGGCCCGCCCCAGCAAGAAGAAUGUCGGCGAUUUCUCGCUGUCUGUCAGAGUUGAUAACACAGUGACGCACAUCAGGAUCCAAAACACUGGGGAUUACUAUGACCUGUAUGGGGGGGAGAAGUUUGCUACAUUAUCCGAGCUGGUGGAGUACUAUACAGGAAACCAUGGUGUUCUGCAAGACAAGGAUGGAACCAUCAUUGACCUCAAAUACCCCUUGAACUGCUCUGACCCCACCACAGAGAGGUGGUACCAUGGCCACCUGCCUGGGCCAAAUGCUGAGAGGUUGUUGCGAGAGCGUGACGACCCAGGGACAUUCUUGGUGAGGGAGUCCCUCUCCCACCCAGGCAGCUAUGUCCUGUCUGCACUCACAGACGAAAUGUGCCAUUCUGGGCGGAGGGUUUCUCAUAUCAAGAUCAUGUGUAAUAAUGAUCGAUACACAGUGGGUGGCAAAGAUGUCUUUGACUCUCUAGUGGACCUGGUGGACCAUUUCAAACGCACAGGCAUCGAGGAGAUCUCGGGCACCAUGGUCUAUCUCAGACAGCCCUAUUUCUCAACUCGGCUGAACGCAGCUGACAUCGACAGCAGGGUGAAAAUAUUGGAUCAGAAAGCUGUGGCAAAGAAUGGGGAAGGAGGUGAUAAGUCAAAGGCUGGAUUCUGGGAGGAGUUUGAUGCUUUGCAGAAGUUAGAUACCAAAAUAAAGAAGAGCAGAGACGAAGGAAUGCGGCCGGAAAAUAAAAGCAAAAACAGAUACAAGAACAUUCUACCUUUCGAUGAGACCAGAGUCAUUCUGCAGGAUCGAGACCCCCAUGUUGUUGGGUCUGAUUACAUCAACGCCAACUAUGUGAAAAAUAAGAUGUGUGAAAUAGGUCCUCAAAAAGUCUACAUUGCUUGUCAAGGAUGUCUUGCAACAACUGUCAACGAUUUCUGGCAAAUGGUGUGGCAGGAGGAAUCACAUGUCAUUGUCAUGACAACAAGGGAGGUUGAGAAAGGACGGAAUAAGUGUGUGCCCUACUGGCCAGACCCUGGCGCCUCUAAAGAAUUUGGGAGUUAUGUGGUGAUGUCACGCCGUGAGAGAGAUGCCAGUGACUACAAGGUCAGAGUUCUGGAGCUGGCCCCGCUCGACAAGAGUGGGGCUGUCCGGGAGAUCUGGCAGUACCAGUACCUGAGCUGGCCAGACCAUGGUGUCCCAGUGGAGCCGGGUGGCGUGCUCAGCUUCCUCACAGAGGUCAACUUCAGGCAACAGGCAUUUCACGACACAGGACCCAUGAUCAUCCACUGCAGCGCUGGCAUCGGUCGAACAGGAACCAUUGUGGUCAUCGACAUGCUAAUAGAAACGAUCAGCAGUAAAGGUGUGGACUGUGACAUUGACAUCCAGAAGUGCAUCCAGAUGGUGCGUGAGCAGCGUUCAGGCAUGGUCCAGACCGAGGCCCAGUACCGCUUCAUCUACCUGGCCGUAAAGCAGCACAUCGAGUCUGAGGAGGCCAAAUCGAAGGCCAGAAUGGAGACAGAUACAGAGUACGGAAACCUGUCUAUACAGCACAGACACCAGAUGGCAAGUCGUAAAUCCUCCAAGAAUAAGGAUGAAGUUUAUGAGAAUCUCGGGGCAAAGGGGAAGAAAGACGUCAAAAAACAAAAGUCCCAGGAGAAGAAGAGUGGCUCUGUUAGAAAACGAUAAAGAGAGAGAGCGAAGAUAAAUUGUUCAGCACAGUUUUAAAUGAACCCUCAUCAAUUUCUAAGAAGUUUGUGAAUUAAGCCCAUUAUUGUGGAGGUGGCCAUGGAAAUAGAAGUUAAAUUGGUUCAAUACACUAUUAAAUUGAUUUGAUUUAGUAUGUGAUUUGUUGAUUUCAGCAAUUAUGCAUUUGAUUGGUCUCUUACUUCUCUCUGAAUUAUGCUGUAAACUGUGAUUUGAUAAUGAAAUGAUUGUGACAGAUCUACCUUCUAUGCAGUAAAUAAUUUUAAAUAAAGUGUUUCUUUAACAU